UAUUGUGCGAAACGAAACCAUCAAGACCAGUACGUCAAAACCAGCACAUCAAGACCAGCAUGAAACAGGAUAAAUCUUGCAGGUGUCGAAUGUUGGAAUUUUGGACAUUUAGAGUGACAAAAAAAUUAUAAUAGAUACAAAAUAUGUCAGAAGUGAAUCCUAAACAUAUGCUUCAUAGUGGCAUUUUUCAUCCCGUUUUAAGACUAUGGCAAUCUCCAAACGUAGAAAUUACUGCAAAUAAUCUCAUGUAUCCUAUCUUUGUAUCCGACAAUAAAAAUGACAAAGAACCAAUUAGUAGUAUGCCUGGUGUAUAUCGUUAUGGUAUUAAUCGAUUACACGAGGAUUUACAACCAUUAAUAUCAAAAGGAUUGCAAUCUAUAUUAUUAUUUGGCGUCUCAAAACAUUUAGUAAAAGAUCAUGUUGGCUUUAAUGCCGAUAGCAAGGAAAAUCCUAUAGUUCAGGUGAUACCAUUGAUAAGGCAAUGGUUUCCAAAUUUAGUAGUAGCAUGCGACGUAUGUUUGUGUCCUUAUACGAUUCAUGGUCAUUGUGGUAUUUUAAAUGAUGAUGGAACCAUUGAUAACGGUGCAAGCAUUAAACGUAUUUCUGAAAUUGCAGUCGCAUACGCAAAAGCUGGUGCCCAAAUAGUUGCUCCAUCUGAUAUGAUGGACGGUCGAGUAGGUGCAAUAAAAAAGCAACUAGUUGUGGCUGGACUAGCAAAUAAAGUUGCUGUAUUAUCGUACGCAGUUAAAUUUGCAUCAGGAUUUUAUGGACCUUUCAGAGAUGCAUCUCAGUCAGCCCCAAAAUUUGGCAAUCGUAAAUGUUACCAAUUACCACCAGGUAGUAAUGGAUUAGCAGCUAGAGCUGCUGCCAGAGAUAUCGCAGAAGGAGCGGAUAUGAUUAUGGUCAAACCAGGAUUACCUUAUUUAGAUGUAAUUAGGCACACAAAAGAUGCACACCCAGAGUAUCCUAUGUUUGUUUAUCAAGUCUCAGGAGAAUAUGCAAUGCUAUAUCAUGGCGCACAAAAUGGUGCGAUUAACUUGGAAAAUGUGCUAAAUGAAGUUUUACUAUCUAUGAGACGAGCAGGAGCAGACUGCAUCAUAACUGCACUUGCUAAGGAGGAAAAGAAGGAUAAAAAAGAAGAUAUUGGGACAGUGAUAGGGAUUGAUUUAGGUACCACAUACUCUUGCGUUGGGGUAUAUAAAAAUGGACGCGUUGAAAUUAUUGCCAAUGAUCAGGGAAAUAGAAUUACUCCCUCGUAUGUAGCGUUUACUGGUGAUGGGGAACGAUUGAUCGGGGAUGCAGCAAAAAAUCAAUUGACUACAAAUCCUGAAAAUACAAUUUUCGAUGCAAAACGUUUAAUUGGCCGUGAAUGGACAGACACCACGGUGCAGAACGAUGUUAAAUUUUUCCCAUUUAAAGUUAUUGAAAAGAAUAACAAACCACAUAUAGAAGUUCAAACUAAUCAGGGAAAAAAGAUAUUUACACCGGAAGAAAUCUCUGCUAUGGUUUUGGGUAAAAUGAAGGAAACGGCAGAAGCAUAUUUGGGCAAAAAAGUUACCCAUGCUGUUGUAACUGUUCCUGCAUAUUUUAAUGACGCACAAAGACAAGCUACAAAGGAUGCAGGUACUAUCUCUGGACUCAAUGUAAUGAGGAUUAUUAAUGAACCAACGGCUGCUGCUAUAGCUUACGGUUUGGAUAAGAAAGAUGGAGAAAAGAAUGUUUUGGUAUUUGACUUGGGAGGCGGUACUUUUGACGUUAGUUUGCUCACCAUUGACAAUGGUGUCUUUGAAGUUGUUGCUACUAACGGUGACACUCACUUGGGAGGUGAAGAUUUCGAUCAGCGAGUUAUGGAUCACUUUAUCAAAUUAUAUAAGAAGAAAAAGGGUAAGGACAUUCGAAAGGAUAACAGAGCAGUCCAGAAACUUCGCCGUGAAGUUGAAAAAGCCAAGAGAGUACUCAGCGCGAGUCAUCAAGUGAGAAUAGAAAUCGAAUCAUUCUUCGAGGGCGAAGAUUUUUCAGAAACUUUAACACGUGCUAAAUUUGAAGAGCUUAAUAUGGAUCUCUUUCGUAGUACUCUUAAACCUGUACAAAAAGUAUUGGAAGAUUCUGAUAUGAGUAAAAAAGAUGUACAUGAAAUUGUUCUUGUCGGAGGAUCAACCAGGAUUCCAAAAGUACAACAGUUAGUAAAAGAAUUCUUUGGAGGUAAAGAACCUUCAAGGGGUAUUAAUCCUGAUGAAGCUGUCGCAUAUGGUGCUGCCGUUCAAGCUGGUGUUCUUUCGGGCGAACAAGAUACAGAUGCGAUCGUACUUUUAGAUGUUAAUCCGCUUACAAUGGGUAUUGAGACUGUAGGAGGUGUAAUGACCAAGCUCAUUCCAAGGAAUACUGUCAUCCCUACGAAGAAAUCACAAAUUUUCUCAACUGCGUCGGACAACCAACAUACUGUUACGAUUCAAGUAUAUGAAGGCGAACGACCAAUGACCAAAGACAACCAUCUUCUUGGGAAAUUUGAUUUAACUGGAAUUCCACCGGCUCCCCGUGGAAUACCUCAAAUAGAAGUUACAUUUGAAAUCGAUGCCAAUGGUAUUCUUCAAGUUUCCGCGGAGGACAAGGGCACUGGAAAUCGAGAAAAAAUAAUUAUUACCAAUGAUCAAAAUCGAUUAACGCCCGAUGAUAUUGAGAGAAUGAUCAAAGAUGCUGAGAAGUUUGCGGAUGAUGAUAAGAAAUUGAAGGAAAGAGUAGAGGCUCGUAACGAACUCGAAUCUUAUGCUUAUUCGUUGAAAAAUCAACUGGCCGAUAAAGAAAAACUUGGUUCUAAAGUCACCGAUUCGGACAAAGCGAAGAUGGAAGAAGCGAUCGACGAGAAGAUUAAAUGGUUAGAAGAUAAUCAGGACACGGAUCCGGAAGAAUAUAAGAAACAAAAGAAGGAACUAUCGGACAUAGUACAACCAAUUAUAGCUAAAUUGUAUCAAGGUGCUGGUGGUGUUGGUGUACCGCCAACUACAGGUGAAGAUGAUGAUGAUUUAAAAGACGAACUAUAACCGUUCAAGAGUCGACGAAGCGUCUUCGUUCUUAUUUAGACUGAAAUAAUCCACUUUCUAUAUGAGGAAUACAUCAAGGACCUACUAAUAUGUGUCAGAUGAUAAUGUCUUCAUAAUGGAUGAAUAUCGGAGACAAGUCGAAAGGUUUCAAAGUCUUACACACCACACCAUACACACACAGUGAUCUAUCAUAAAUCGAUAUAUUAAUUGACUCUCUAUCAUACAUAUUUCUUACAAGGAGCAAUAAUGCUUCUUCAUCUUCUUCUCUAAUCAAGGAAGGAAGAAAGAAAGACAAAGGAAAAAAGUAAUUGAUACAUCUAAUAAUGGAGAACUUACUUAAAAAGUUCUUAGAUAAGACUCCACGUAUUGUUAAUUUAUUUUAAUUGUUUUAUAUGUUUGUUCUUAAGUGUAAUCUAUAAGCCAAUUGUAUAACUGAUGUGUUUCGAAUAUGCAGCAGUAUGUAUGUGAGUAUGAUUGAGUUUAAAGAUGUUUACAAUUUGUAAUUAUAUAUCCAAGAGAGCGAGAGCGAGAGAGAGAGAGAGAGCGAGCGAGCGAGCGAGAGAGAGAGAGAGAGAGAGAGGAAAAGAGAGAGAGAGAGGAGGAAAAGAAGGAAAAAGAAAAAGUAACCAGAAUUAUAGUACUGUGUACAAUACAGGUAAUGUGCAGGUGUGAGAGCGCGUCAUGUAUUAAUACCAUAUAUGUACUAAACUACAUAAAUAAAUACAUUUUUUCAAUAAAA
Molecule: messenger RNA, 3777 nt
Organism: Vespa velutina
Lineage: Eukaryota; Metazoa; Arthropoda; Insecta; Hymenoptera; Vespidae
Gene: Hsc70-3
Product: endoplasmic reticulum chaperone BiP
Exons: 10
Coding region: 144-3038 (964 amino acids)
Biological process (GO): endoplasmic reticulum unfolded protein response; cellular response to unfolded protein; tetrapyrrole biosynthetic process
Cellular component (GO): endoplasmic reticulum lumen; membrane; cytoplasm
Molecular function (GO): ATP-dependent protein folding chaperone; misfolded protein binding; heat shock protein binding
Source: RefSeq, a predicted model, not a curated record